CUUCGGUUGAGUUUUAAUGGCUGAUAGUUAAAACAUGUAUCUGAUUUUGUCUGAAUAAAUAUUCUUAUUAAUAACUUAAUUGUUGACUUGAUAAUCUUCUACAGUUUCAGGAUUAACUGUGAGUAAUUACCUCCAGUCGGUAAAUUAUCUAUAAACGUUGUGCCACUGGAAUUGACUGGAAUGGACGUCAAACUGAAAACCAAUAUGGCAACUGCCUGCGAGUGAGAAACCACAGAGAACUGUCAAAUUUUUCAAAAAAAAUCUCCCUCAAAAGCUAGUGAGAGUGUAUUUGUUUUAUCAACAAUGGCCUAUUUAUUUCGACCUGAUUACGUCAGGUACACCUGCAGCUGUGGCUCUCUCAAGCCCAUUUCAAGGAUUUACUUCUGUCGACAUUGUCUGAAAAUACGGUGUGGCUACUGUGUGUCUCAUGAGGUGGACUCUCAUUAUUGUCCAAAUUGCAUGGAGAAUCUACCCUUCUCUGAGGUUCGACUAAAGAAAAAUAAAUGUUCGAAUUGCUUCGACUGUCCCUUGUGCUUCCAAACUCUCACAAUUCGUGCAGGUCAUGGUCCUCCCCGCGCCAUGGCCUCCAACCCCUCAGAGGAAGUUAGAACAACUCCACGAAAGGUAUACUACCUCUGCUGUUCCCUCUGUCGCUGGAGUUCUCGAGAUGCGGGCAUCCCAGACCAGUUUGUGGCAACUGGAGGUUGGCCAGAACAGGAAAAUCCUCAUGCUACCAGGAUUACAGCCCUCAUCGACUUCCACAAGAUCCUGGCCUCCAGGGAACGUCAGCAGCACGAGAAGAAGAAGUUCGAUCCUAAGAGGACUUGUCUGCAAUUCGAGAAAUUUGGACUCACUUCGGCGAUGGCUAGAAAACUAGCAGGUUUGCCAGCAGUUUCCGAGCCAAAAUGGCAGCAGACGGAUUACCCCCAGCCCUCCGUAGCCUCCGACGAGAUUGACGACCUCCCAGACUCAAUUUUCACCGAGGAAAUCGAUAUAACGAAGAUAACGACGCUAAAGCAACGAUUACAACAGCCUGAGGUCCAGCCAGAGAAAAUUAAUGAACUACGGCCCCAGCACAAGAAGUUCCCGGUGAAGAGGUCCCAGAGAUGCAGGACGUGCGAACAUAAUGUCAGCAAGCCCGAGUUCUCCUCACAGUCCAUCAAAUUCAAGAUUCAACUCUCUGCGUUUUAUCAUGUGCCUGAGGUCAGAAUUGUCACGUUUGAGCCACUGCAGGUGGGAAAAACGAGCGAGUUGCUUCUGAAAUUCUGCAAUCCCACGCAGCAUCAGACGCAGAUUGUUCUAUUGAAUUGGGAUGCUGCUACCUAUGCUACGACGAUGGGGGCCAGUGGGCAGAGGGAGGAGUUGAGGAGGGAGAAUUUGCAAUUGGGUGGAGAAUCACCGAAUUUGCUGCCUUCAGCAGUGAGACAAGUCUCAGUUAUGGAGGACCCAAAACCCGUGAAAAUCAUUCCUGGGGCUUCAAUUGAACUGCCUUCAAGUACAUUGAUACUCCCUCCCAGGGAUGACACUGCUGAGUACGAUGACACUGGAGAUACCCACAGUUUUCAGGAUGACCCAAAGCUUGUAGUUUGGAGGAAAGGAAAUAAAGCAGUUCUGAAACUAAAAAUAACGCCUUACGCACCUCUGGAAGGUCAAGAAAAUGAUCCAGUAGUGGUUGGUCUGGUGAUGCGGUACGAAUACGUGAAUACAAUGUCAACACUGGAGCACAAAAUUCCCCAGAAAGUGGACUUGAAUGUUCAACUCUUCUUGACCCUCGACAAACUCUCUGGAUCCUCAUAACUCCUCAAUGAUCCGUGAAAUUUGAAAGUCUUUGGAUUUUCCAACUACGGAUCUGAGAGUUCUUAGCACUCGUCAGGAGCCGCAAAAAAGUGGAAAAAAGACGAACUCUGGAGAGUUUCGAGGUACACAAAGGAUCUAAAAGGGCUUUUUCCAGAAAUCCUUCAAGUACAUUUCCAAUUCGGACGUCGUCGACCUCAAAAAUGAGACUGAUCCCAUUUUAUAGAUAUUUUGAUGCUGAUUUUUAAUUUCUUUUGGAAAAUCUUUCUAGCACGUGUAGUUUUUGUGAAAAAAAUGUUGAAGUGUUGAAAAGUGGCUGAAAAGGGCAAUUAAAAAAAUUUAUCAAAAAAUGAAUUGGGACGUAGUUUUUUUCCAACAAAAAUACAAUCAACUAAUAAAAAUCCAAUUUGUUUAGUGCAUUUGGGUUUAUCCCAAUUGGUUGAGUCGAAGUGAGUGAAGAAAAUCUCGAAAAAGUCCAAAUUUCAUGAUUUUCCUUGUAAAAUUAAAUGAUGGGAACUUAGUUGUGCACACUUUAAUGCAUGCCAAUCUCAAAUCUCUCUACACACGUGUGUUAACCUUGUGCGUCAAUCUAUUUUUCAACUUUAUUUUAGCAACUAAACCUCUCCACAAUUGAGGGUGACUUUUCAUAAGAGCAAUUAAUCGGUUGCCUUGCAGGAAAGACAUCUUCAAACUUCAGGGUAAGUCAAGUCGAGGUUAACACACGGAUAUAGAUAGAUUUGAAAUAGGCGUGCAUCAAAGUGUGUGCAACCAACUUCCGAUCAUUUGAUUUCCCAAGAAAAAUCAUGAAAUUGCGACUUUGAGGAUUUUUUUCACUCUUUUUGAUUCAACCAAUGGGGAUGAAAUUGAAUCCACUAAACAAAUCACAUUAUUAAUGCAUAGUUUUUUUUUGGGAAAAACUACGUCCAAAUUCAUUUUUUUACAAAUUUUUCGAAUUAUUCAUUUUAGCCAUUUUU
Molecule: messenger RNA, 2768 nt
Organism: Diachasma alloeum
Lineage: Eukaryota; Metazoa; Arthropoda; Insecta; Hymenoptera; Braconidae
Gene: DCTN4-p62
Product: dynactin subunit 4
Exons: 7
Coding region: 304-1797 (497 amino acids)
Cellular component (GO): dynactin complex
Source: RefSeq, a predicted model, not a curated record